CCCCCUCCUCCCCGACUGGGGCGGAGCGGUUCCUUUCAGGCAGGCGCUGGCUGGGCAGUGAUGGCGGACGAUGAGAUUGGGAAGCUAAGGACGGAACAAGGCGACGGCGACAGCGGCGGCACGCCGCCGGAGACGGCGGCUGCCUCGUCUGGAAGCUGGCUGUGGGGAAGCUGGUUCGACAUGCUAUUUAUCUUGACGCUGGUGAUCGUGACGCUUUUGGCCUAUCAGGUCUACAAGCGCUGGGGCAAAAGGAUCGGAGCUGGGGGCGCGGCGCAACAAAGUCAGGCCCACUCCUUGCCCCGCAUGAAGCGGCGGGACUUCACUCUGGAGCAGCUGCGCGAGUACGACGGCGCGCGGUUGCCGCGCAUCCUUCUGGCCGUCAACGGCAAAGUCUUCGAUGUAACCAAAGGCAGCAAGUUCUACGGGCCCGAAGGUCCUUAUGGAAUAUUUGCUGGCAGAGAUGCCUCGAGGGGACUAGCAACUUUCUGUCUAGAUAAAGAUGCACUCAGAGAUGACUAUGAUGAUUUAUCGGACUUAAAUGCUGUGCAAAUGGAAAGUGUUAGGGAAUGGGAAAUGCAGUUUAAAGAAAAAUAUGACUAUGUAGGUAGACUCCUAAAGCCAGGAGAGGAACCAUCAGAAUAUACAGAUGAAGAAGAUACCAAGGAUCAUACUAAACAAGAAUGAACUUUGUAAAUCACCAAAGUUAGGGGCCUUUGGAACUUUUAUUCCCCAUCAGAGAAUGCCCUACAACUUGGGUACACUUCAUCUAUUACAGAAAAUGAUUUGUUUUAUAUAUGAUCCUUUCCUGAUGAAGAUUUGAUUUGAUUAGUAGGCAUUCUUUGUGCUGCCAAACAUUUAUUUUCCUUUAUUCCUUUUUCUUUCUUUCUUCAAUUUAUCUGUCUGGAAAGGCUUCAUUAAUGGGGGCCAGGGAUAUAAAAUGCAAAGAAAGCAAUUUCUUGCAGCAUGUUGAAGCCUUUGAACAGUUCGUUAUUUACAGGCUUACGUGUUUCAUGUGUAAUUUCUACUUUUUGAGCUCUAAAUGGAAAACCUAGUUCUUUUAAGGAAUCUAUAGUUAACAUAGGCGGCUGAAACAUAAUAAAUGGGACUACUCAGACAGAAAACUACUUCAGAGCUCUGCAGAUUUUAUAGUUUCAGAUAAAAUUCUCCUAAAGGAUAGAAGAGAAUUUAUUUGUAGACAUUAUCAUCUGAAAUCUGCCUUCUAUGCUUCUCUUUCCCCUGAAUCAAAACAAAAUAUUUGUGCCUUAUUUCACUUAGACUUGAAUUGUUUUAGAGGAAAACCCAAAAUAUAACACGUCACUAAAAGCAGCAUUGAAGAUUGGCUAGAACAGUCAGUUUCUGGAACAGUUGAUGUCAUUCUGUAUAUAGAAUAUAAAGAAAUACACAGUGUUAUAGAUAUAUAUAUAAAUAAUGUGUGUGCGUCUAUAUACAUACACACGCAAACUUUAAAGAGUAUAAUGGCCAAAUGCAUUUUCCCUUCGCUUUUUACAUAAGCUCAAUUAGUACUUUUUCCAUCCCCAGGGAGCUCUUUAAAGGUGAGGAGCCUAACCUCAUAUCAUUGUGAAAUGAGGGUAUGCAUGGAUGUGGGUGCUUGAGUGCAAAAAGUGGAAGGAUGGUUCCUACAGAUAUUGUAAAUACAAAUACAAUUUUAAUAAAGCAUGUAAAAUACCAAAUGUGCUAUCAGACUUUAUGUAGUUGCUGAAAAGCUAGUAUUGGUGGCUAGGACUUUGUGUUUCAGGACAAAAAAAAGACUUAAUAUUUUUGCACUGUAUUAAAUAAACCAUUGGCCAGAUAUUUUUAUUAAUUUCAUCAUUAAUUGUAAUACAUAAAAUGCAACAGUUUCAGUGAAUAAAAACAGUGGCAUAUAUCUGCAUAGAACAUUUAUCUGGAAAUGCUUUGUUGAAUAUGUCAUUCUCCUUUCCUAGCCUAUUAACUGCAUCACUUCUUUAUUUUUUGAUAUAGCAAGUACUUUCUGAAAUGGAACUUAAAUUUUCUUCCAAGUUUUGCAAACUAGUCAGAACACUAAUCCAGUUGUGGUAUCCAACAUUAAAAAGAAAAAGCAUGUAAUAAAACAUCAAUGAGUCUGGCAAGAGGGAAAUGUGAUCUUCAGCAUAUCUGUUAGAGUAUUUUCCACCAAAAUAUGUGAAAAGUAUCUGGUCCCAAAUGACCAAAUAGUUCUGGCCUUUGCUCAGGUUGGAUUGUAAAUGGUGAUUAUUGAUAGUGUCUAUAGAAAAAUACUGUUCCCCCUUUUUUUGAUGUGAACCUUUUGUUGCAUUUAUUUUCAAUGUCUAAGCCUCCAUUGAUGAGCCAGUUAUAAUUCCACUCCAAAAUUUUAUUCUAUAAUUGAAAUUAUGCGGUCUGUUUUGAGAAAUGAACAAUUUGUGUUCUUUUAUAAAAAAAAUAAAAGUGUUCUGUAGAUAUA
Molecule: messenger RNA, 2440 nt
Organism: Ahaetulla prasina
Lineage: Eukaryota; Metazoa; Chordata; Lepidosauria; Squamata; Colubridae
Gene: PGRMC2
Product: progesterone receptor membrane component 2
Exons: 3
Coding region: 61-684 (207 amino acids)
Cellular component (GO): membrane; endomembrane system
Source: RefSeq, a predicted model, not a curated record